AUGGCGUCGAUUUGAGUUGACAACCGCGACGGCGAAAGUCGAAUGCAGAAUAAUUAUGUUUACAGAUUUAUGGUAAAUAGCUGUAGCAACUGAAACGAUUAAAAAUGGCAACCCAGUUGAUGUAUGCUCAGGGUCAAGGAGGGUUUGGUGGCCACAUCUAUGACCACGGAGGGCAUGCUGGCAAAAAUGGAAGCAGCUUUGCAUUCAGAAAACGUUUUGAGAGGGUUGAUUGGAGAAAAAUUGCAUCAGUUGAUGUUGAUCACAUAUCAAGGACUCUUGACUUCAACGCCCUUCAAGAAAAUAUCAUGAAUAUUACAUUUUGCAACAUUGAAACAGAACUGGACCUUAGAAUGGUGGAUCCUAACUUUGUCAAAUUAUUUAAAUUAGCACAACUUACGAUAGAGUAUCUUUUGCAUUCUCAAGAUUAUUUGGCUGGACUCGUUGCUUCUAAUGAAGAAAAAGCAAAAAAAGAGAAGGAGGACCACAAUGAGCUGCAGAAGCAGGUGGAGAAACUCCAACAGGAGCUCAGUGAUGUCAAGAAGGAGAGUCACAAGAGGAAGAAGCUUCUCAUGGCUCAGCAGCAGAUGAUGCAUGCUGGCUCCGGCAGCUAUAAUAAGUGUCCAUACUGUACGAAAGCAUUUCUGAACAGCUCCUUCCUCCAGUCCCACAUCAGUCGUCGCCAUGCAGGCUCGGUGGGCGUGUCCAAGUCGUCCAGCCCCACCCAUGGAGGCAGCAUUAAUCAGACACUGGAGCUGGAGCUGCAGGCCAUCAAAGAAGGUCGCCUGACAGAAUCACAGCUCAAGGAUGACCCAAGAUGUUGGAUUCAGCAAGAGAAUAAGAUAUCAUCUGUAGUGACUGCACACAUGCAGGCCUUCAAGGAAUCGGAGGGCGGAGACCAUGAGGAGAUUGAGAGAAUGAAGGAAAUUUUUAUGAAAGAACUUCAGGAUGUCAAUCAGAAGUAUAUGGCCUCUGAGCGAGCUCUUGUGGAACUGGAAUCUAGAGUUGGUGCCAAGAGGUCAAACUUGGGUGUAAUCAUGGACGAUGAUGACAAUGACAAUGAGAAGAGCUUCUUACAGCGCCAGAAAGAUGGCGUUCUCCUGCUGAAGGAGGAACUUCAGCAUCAGGUUAUGACAGUUGAGUCCAAGCUGAAGACGGAGUUGGGCAAACAGGAGAAAAAAUGGCAGAAGAAGGUUCACAAGAUGACGAAGCAGCACGCUGAUGAACUGAGGAAGCUGAAUGACGCUCUAGAACACACGAGUCGGGAGACAGGGAAACGGGCGACAACACCAGAGGCUCGGCAACAUCAGCAGCAAGUGGAGAAUCUACUCAGGAGAUCUCGAGAGCAGGAGAAGAUGUUGACCUCCCAGGAAGAAAUAUUGAAGAUGGAAGUGGAUAAACCAAUUGUUACGUCCCAGGUAACUCACCUGUCUGUCCCCAAGUCACCCCGUCCCACACGCCCCUCGUCACCUGGGAGGAUGAUGAGCAUGGUGCCAAGUGAAGAAGAUGAUGAAAGCACAAUGUUUGGCACCGGCAGCAUGAGCAACACUGGGCGGAAAACCUUACAGAGCACACUUGGAACGACAGGCACACUGGGUGAACGUACACUUGGCACAACACAGUUCCUGGAACAGCUGAGGAAGAACCCCACCCUGAAGAUAAUGCAUGAUGAGUUCGCUUCCUUACUGGACGAGCAGGUGGCCAAGAGAGGAAUACCACAUGGCACACAUGGAAUCACUCAACAAGUCCUUGACAACAAGCUGGCCAUGAUGAAAACACAGAGACAGUCAUAUGUCAAGAAAUUCCCUGAUUUUGAAGCUCUACGACAGUAUUAUGAUAGAAUUGCCGAACAGAAGGCACUUGAGAAAGUGAGAGCCAUGAAGACAUCCCCCCCACUGCCACCUCGCAAUCUGAACCACUCACUGCCCUCAUCACACAUAGAAUCUCAGCAGUCAUCAUUGAGGUCCCCUGCACAAACUCCAGCCCGCUCCCCUAGCCCCAGGGUCAGGAGCCCCCAGCCCCAGGGUAGGAACCCAGGCUUCUCCCCACCCAAACCACCCAAACCUGCCCCUCGGUCCACCACCCCACAGAGAACUCUUCAAUCAACUGGCUCCACGACUGAAUGGACCAGCACUCAGUGGGAUUCAGAGGAAGAGUCAGAGGAAGAAGAGGUGGGAGGAAGAGGCCAACCAAUUAUGGUGACACCUUCCAAGUCUAACCGCCAGCCAGCUCCCUCCCCAAGUCCUCGCCCCCGAGGUCAAGUGAUUCAGUCAAGGCCCCUACAUGACAUUGAUGACGAUGACUGGGAUGAUUCAGAGAGCAUGGUAACCCCGAAACCUGCACCGGUCAAGACCCGGGUCAUCAUGUCUCAGCCAAAGGGGCAGAAAGUGUCGGAGCUCUCCCGGUCAAUAGAGUCACAACUUGUGGGGAGGAAGAAGGGAGACAAGCCAUUCGGAGGUGUGGACACGAUGGAGAGAACUGGGGGAAAGAAGACCAAUAAUGUAGAUAUCCUGGAGGACAUUGACGGCAGUGACUGGGAUGUGUCUCCUGUUGAGGAUGAGGAACCUCAGAGAGGACUGAAACGUCCACCAACAAGGAACAGUAACCGUGGCAGCCAUGCAGAGACCGAUUUCUCCACCAACACGUAUGGCACCAGUGUCUGGGGAUCUUCAUCUAAAGCGGCCAGCACAGCACACAACCGAGCGUCCACAUCGAAGAGUUCCUUCAUCACAGAUGUCAGCUCUGAUGAAGAACUUGACCUUGACAACAUUUAGAUGGAGGGAAGAUAAUUUGACCUCUCCAUUCUGUUGAAGAAAUACAUGAUGACUGACUUUGACAACAAGACAAGGAGGAAAUACCUUGUCUUCCAUACAUCUACUUGAAGAACUGUUGACAUUGACACCACACGGUUGGAGAAAUGAAAGUUUUACCUUGACAUCUUGAUGAAGAGAGGAAAUACUGCCCGUGACCUUGACAACAUUAAGUUGAACAGAGAAACUACUGACUUUCACCUUGAUACCAUCAAGAUGAAGAGAGGAAACUCUGACCUCGUCCUUGACAUCAAGAUGAAGAGAGGAAAUACUGACCUUGACAUCAAGAUGAAGAGAAGAAAUACUGACCUUGACCUUGACAUCUACAUAAGACAGAAAAUACUGACGUUGACAGAGACAACCUAAAUGUGAAGAGAGGAAUUCAGGUUCAUAUGUUUUUUUGAGACUGACUAUUUCAAAGUGGAGGCAUAUUUAAUCAUAUAGAUAAGGGAAACUUGAUCCUCACAAUAAGUAUUCAAUGCCUCAAUGGUAAGUGGAACUGUUUGGUGAUGGUAUACUGUGUGCUAUAUAAUUUGCUAACCUGGAUGAGAGAAACUUGCUCCUAUCAGCUAGUUUGUGAGCAAUGUAGCUUUUCAGAAUUGAAAAAGUAAAGUAUUCCUGUGUGAUUUGAUGACAAGUCUACUUUUCAUUUCCGGGAUAUGAAACCAGAGAAAAUAUUUUUUACAAUUGAACCACAUGUGUUUUGGAUAGAAGGCGUUAGCUGUUUGUGUUCUGGCCUCAUCAGUCAGUACUGAAAGAAGUUGUGAUGAUUUACCCUCCAUUUAUUAUAAGCUUGCAUAAUGCCAUAUCAGGUGUUAAGGAUGAAUCCAGUGUUAUAAAUGGUAGUUUAUCACACAGUCCUUGCAUAUGAAUUCCAAUGUAUUUUAAAUAUCCAUCCACAUACAUCAAACCAGUGCGGCUCCCAAGUGUAUUUUAUCAGUAUGAAAUGGCGUCAGAGUUUGUGAUGUUCUAUAUUUUGAUGUAUUUCAUACCUGUAUUGUCACCCUGCAUAAUCAGUGUAUUAAUGUUUGCAUAAUCUGUGAAAAUCCAUGGAUGAUAUUUUAUCAUAUGAAUUGUAUAU
Haliotis rubra (blacklip abalone) is the source of this 3888-nucleotide messenger RNA. Its product is annotated as zinc finger protein DZIP1L-like. Gene Ontology annotation, biological process: cilium assembly. The record is from RefSeq and is a predicted model, not a curated record. Bases 105 to 2771 code for a protein of 888 amino acids. Lineage: Eukaryota; Metazoa; Mollusca; Gastropoda; Lepetellida; Haliotidae. Gene Ontology annotation, cellular component: ciliary basal body; cytoplasm. The transcript is spliced from 24 exons.